This is a messenger RNA of Vitis vinifera (wine grape), 1680 nucleotides long. Its product is annotated as transcription factor MYB41. Lineage: Eukaryota; Viridiplantae; Streptophyta; Magnoliopsida; Vitales; Vitaceae. The transcript has 3 exons. The coding region runs from base 390 to 1403 and encodes 337 amino acids. The record is from RefSeq and is a predicted model, not a curated record.
AACCAGAAUCAAAGCCAUGGAUUUUUUUAACCAUAUACAUGUUGUACAUGUGUUCUUAAAAUAAGAAGGUUCAGCCACUUUAUCCUCUCAAUGAACGCCACCUGCUCUACCUAAUCCCGGUUUGUUUUCAUUCAAUUGCUCAUGAGUUUCCCCCCUCUGAUGUAAAACGAAGACGAUGGUUGCUAGGUGACUUCUUGCCAAUGCUUUUGCUUUUAGAAGCUUGCAAUAUAAUAUUCAAAAGAAAUAGUAAAUAUGACUUUAUGGUAUGAAUAGUUUGAAUGGUUUCUCAUGCAGUUAUGUAUAAAACCACCAUUUCUCCCCUAGCUUUUCCAAUGCCAAUCAUAUAGCUUUUUUGCCGUGAUUUUUUUGUCAGACAAAUAUUGAAAAAAAUGGUUAGAUCUCCAUGUUGUGAUGAUGGCAGUUUGAAGAAGGGGCCUUGGACACCGGACGAGGAUCAGAAGCUGGUUGAUUAUAUCAAGAGACAUGGCCAUGGAAGUUGGAGAGCACUCCCCAAACUCGCAGGUCUGAACAGGUGCGGUAAGAGUUGCAGACUAAGGUGGACUAAUUAUCUGAGGCCUGAUAUCAAGAGAGGUAAGUUCUCUGACGAAGAAGAGCGAAUCAUAAUCAAACUUCAUUCAGUACUUGGAAACAAGUGGUCAAGGAUAGCUGUUCAUCUUCCUGGACGGACUGAUAAUGAAAUCAAGAACUUUUGGAACACCCAUGUCAAGAAAAAGUUUUUGCAAAUGGGUCUUGAUCCAAAUACCCACCAGCCAAGAGCUGAUCUCAAUUCCUUGGUGAAUCUUUCUCAGUUACUUGCAACAGCGAACUUCAGCAAUUUGACGAGUCCCUUGGAGGACGCCCUCAGGUUACAGACCGAUGCCACUCGAUUGACCAAAAUCCAACUCUUGCAAAACAUAUUGCAGAUCAUAAAUACAGGUAGUACACUUUCUAGAAAUAUAGAGGGAGCUAGUCACCAGUGGUCUCGUAAUCUUACCCCUACCCCAUUGGAAGGAUUUGUUAAUGGGACAAGCACCCUCUACACUGAGGAUCCCAUGCUGGCGCCAGCGGAAUUUCCAAACCCAGGAGUAACCCCUGGAUCCCACAAUGACUACCAAGCAAUUUCCAACUCAUGGGCAUGCAUUGACGGUGGAUUCGGAUCAGAAGUUCAUAAUUUCAACAAUAACUGCUCGAGCAGUUCCUACGAUAUUCGAGCAGAACAGCCACUUCCUGCAUUAGUCUCAGUUUCUCCUGAAUGUUCCAGUGUCAAUCAAACGGAAAGCAAAAUGAACCUGCCUUGCAUCUCCACUCACUCAUCUACCUCCAACAUCUUUGAAGCUUGGGGAGAACUUAUGGAUGAUGAAACCAGUGUCUCCUACUGGAAGGAUAUUCUAGGCCAGUAUUGAUGCCACUGUCACCAAUCUUAUGGUAGAUCACUCUUGUCCCCAUGUACCAGACAAUCAACUUCACACCCAGUAAAUAUUGGUCAAUCCAUGAUCAUCUCUUCUACUUGAGAAAGCUUUUUAUUUUUAUUGUUGUUCUUUUUUCAUUAGUGCAGCUUAUUAUCAUGAAGCUACCUCUGUAUACAGACACCUUCAAAGUCUUAUAUACUUAGGAAAUACCUCUUGUAUCAAAACACUUAAUGUACUUUUGUGUCUUGUAAAAUUUUCCCAAUAAGGUGCA